UAAAUUUUAUUUCUAUUAAUUGAUUCCUAUUCUAAAUUUCAUUUGUUUUAAAUUACUGAUAAUUGUUAUUUUAGUUUGAUUCCUAACUUUAUAUUUUGUGUCGUUUUACACAUUAAAAUAUUCAUGCAUUUUCAUAAUUUUUCUUAAUUUUUCUCUAUAAAUGAACGAAACUAUAUUUGUUCGUUAUUAUCGCAAAAUUUCUAAUAACCCUAAGAGCCUUAGGUCCUUUAUUUACUAUUCUUCUAUCUUGAUUCGUUUAGCUUUGAUCGCAUAUUCGAGCUUCCAUAACCUUAACUUUGAUGUAAAGUAUACUGACAUUGACUAUUUGGUCUUUUCUGAUGCCUCUAGGCUUGUUUUGGGUGGAAAAUCACCUUAUGAUAGACACACAUAUCGCUACACUCCCAUUCUAUCUUAUUUGAUGGUUUUUAACCAUUUCCUUUUUAACGAUUUUGGUAAAUUGUUGUUUUCAGCAUCAGAUUUGCUUGUCGGACUUGUAAUUGAGAAAACUCUCAGUGCAACAUCUGACCUUAAGCGUUAUCUACUUUCGGCACUCUGGCUUCUUAACCCUUUUGUAAUCGUCAUAUCUUCCAGAGGCAAUGCUGAUACCAUUAUCUGUCUGAUUAUUCUUUCAUCAGUUUACUUUCUUAAAAAGGGGCAUAUCUCUACAUCAGCUCUCCUGUUUGGGUUGUCGGUUCACUUUAAACUGUACCCUGUAAUUUACGCUGUACCAUUUGUUUUUCAUUUAUAUUCCGAUAAAUUGCUCAUUAGGUUAAAAUCGGAAUACUCAAACAAGGGUAAAUUUCUAAGAAGACUCCCCUUACUCCUAAUCACUAACAUAAACAUGAAACAAAUUAAAUUUGCCAUUUUAAGCUUUCUAUCAUUUGCGUUUUUCACAUACUUAACAUACUACUUUUAUGGAUUUGAAUCCAUAUACGAGUCUUACCUUUACCACUACCUGAGGAAAGACCACAGGCAUAACUUUUCCAUAUAUUUCAAUCUCAUGUACUAUAUUGUUGACACAAACAUGAAUUUGAAUCUGUUUGUAUCGUUUGUGCCUCAAGUUUUUUGCUUUUUACUCUUCUCUCUUCUGGCAUUCGUUGAUCUGACACUUUCACUAUUUAUGAUGACGAUUUCCUUCGUCUCACUCAACAAAGUCCUAACAUCGCAGCACUUCCUCUGGUGGAUUUGCCUAAUCCCACUAGUCCUGAGUAAAAUUAACCUAACCUUCAAUAACAUGCGGUACUUUCUUUUGUCCGUUGCUUCACUGUUUGUGUUCAAGUUUUUCUGGCUUUUUAGUGGAUACAGGCAGGAGUUCCUGGGAUAUUCAUCAUUCAACGAGAUGCUGUUUUCGUCAACCUUUCUCGUGAUCUCUCACAUGCUUGUUGCAUGGACUCUUUUGUACAAUUGCUACUCUAAAAAAGGAAUACAAAAGUCUGAAUAAAACCUUAAAAUUGUGUUUUCUAAACAAUAAUUGAAUGUUAUAAUUGUUC
Messenger RNA from Theileria parva strain Muguga, 1490 nucleotides. RefSeq names its product Mannosyltransferase (PIG-M) family protein (gene pigm). Bases 161 to 1441 code for a protein of 426 amino acids. Gene Ontology annotation, molecular function: GPI mannosyltransferase activity; alpha-1,4-mannosyltransferase activity. Gene Ontology annotation, cellular component: glycosylphosphatidylinositol-mannosyltransferase I complex; membrane. NCBI's taxonomy places the organism in Eukaryota, Apicomplexa, Aconoidasida, Piroplasmida, Theileriidae. The record is from RefSeq and is a predicted model, not a curated record. Gene Ontology annotation, biological process: GPI anchor biosynthetic process. The transcript is spliced from 9 exons.